AUGGCAAAGAGCAAAAAAAAAACAGAUGUUGUCGAUUCAACAAACCUGCCCAUUCUAGAAUUACUAUCAUUAAAAGCUCCCAUUUUCCAGUCUCUUUUACAUCCUGAACUGCCCAUUAUAAUAACUGGCUUUGGUACAGGACAUAUUGUGUGCCAUCGUUAUGACCCCGCUAAGUUGCAAUCGCACCUAGAUCGUAGACGUAGAAUUGACACUGCAACUACAGGCAAGGAUGCAAAGAAAGGUGUAUGCCCUUGGAUUAGAUUAGAUAUAGACCUAGAAACUGGAGAUUUGAAAUUUGUUGAUAUUGAAGAACAACAGCAACAAAAGCAAACAGGAAAAGAUGAAGACUUGGGCGUAAAAACACUUUGGAAGACUAAAAGACAUAAAGGUAGUGUCCGUGCCAUGUGCUUUGAUUCUAAAGGUGACAAUAUUUUUUCUGUUGGAUCGGAUAAUGUUUUAAAAAAGGCCAAUACUAUGACCGGCAAAGUCGUCAAAAAGGUAAACUUAAGCUCACUGUUUAAUUCUGAAGAGAAAAAAAAUGAUAAAUUUACGAAAUUAUGCGCCUCUCAAACUCACCCAUUCAUUUUAAUAGGCGAUGAAUCCGGUAAUAUACACGUAAUAAACUCGGAAAACUUGGCAUUAUCAAAUUCCAUUCGUUCGAUACAUUUUGGCGACUCUAUCAACGAUAUUUUCCACUUUGAUAAAAGAUCUGCAUAUAAAUUCAUUUCUUUGGGCCAGACAACGUUAGCUUAUUUUGACGUUCGCGACAAAGAUGCCAAACCGAACGUAGCUGGAAACGAGGAUGGUAAAAUUUUGAUCAGCGAUGAUCAGGAGGACGAAGUUCUUUGUGGUUGUUUCGUCGAUCCCGAAGUAGCAGAUACCCUUUUGUGUGGGAUGGGCGAGGGUAUUGUUACCGUCUGGAAACCGAAUAAGAAUGAUUUGGAAGAUCAAAUGAGCCGUAUUAAAAUUAGCAAAGAUGAAAGUAUCGAUUGCAUUGUUCCUACUUUACAAGAUGAUAACUGUGUAUGGUGUGGUUGUUCCAAUGGUAACAUUUAUAAAGUAAAUGCCAAAUUGGGAAAAGUCGUCGAGAUAAGAAACCACAGUGAAUUGGAUGAAGUCAGUUUUGUUGAUCUAGAUUUUGAAUACCGUGUUGUUUCUGGUGGUUUGGAAAACAUCAAGAUAUGGGAAUUAUCGAGUGAUGAUGUAGAGGAAAAUGCAUCGGUAGAGUCCGAUAGCGACGAACCCCUCUCCCACUCUGAUGAGGAUCUAAGUGAUGACACUAGUUCUGAUGAUGAAACGACGCUUGUCGGGCUCUCAAAGGAAGAGCUAUUAGACGAAUUAGAUAAGGACCUCAAGGAAGAUCAUCAAGAGGAAAAAGAAUCCAACUCAAAAUCUGUCAAAAAAAGAAAAAUAAUGAAGGAGAACAACAAAAAAAAGGACCUGUAUGAGCAUGGGAUCAAGAAGUUUGAUGAUUUAUAG
Molecule: messenger RNA, 1479 nt
Organism: Saccharomyces cerevisiae S288C
Lineage: Eukaryota; Fungi; Ascomycota; Saccharomycetes; Saccharomycetales; Saccharomycetaceae
Gene: JIP5
Product: Jip5p
Exons: 1
Coding region: 1-1479 (492 amino acids)
Cellular component (GO): nucleolus
Source: RefSeq, marked reviewed